Messenger RNA from Erigeron canadensis, 1710 nucleotides. RefSeq names its product E3 ubiquitin-protein ligase DA2-like. The transcript has 9 exons. Gene Ontology annotation, cellular component: cytoplasm. The record is from RefSeq and is a predicted model, not a curated record. Lineage: Eukaryota; Viridiplantae; Streptophyta; Magnoliopsida; Asterales; Asteraceae. Bases 286 to 1488 code for a protein of 400 amino acids.
UACACACGCCUAUAUAUAAUCAGAGAAAGUUCUGAUCAUGUCCCCUCUCCUCCUCUACAAAUCUCUCGAUCUCCAUACCUUAACAAAACCCCUCUGUUAAACAAACACUUUUAGAUUUCAUUCAUCAAUAAAUUCAGGAUUUUGUUCAAUUGGGUUUUUAUGGACACCCUUUAUCUUGUUUUCAAUUGGGGUGUUUCUAUUUUUGGGAUUUAUGUUGUAAAUAUUGGAUUUUGAAAUUAGGGUUUUGUUAUAUAUAUAGAAAAAAAUAGUUGACAUUUUGAUUUGAUGGGGAAUAAGUUGGGAAGAAGAAGACAAUUAGUUGAUGAAAAGUAUACAAGACCACAAGGAUUGUAUCAACAUAAAGAUGUAGAUCAUAAGAAGCUUAGAAAGCUUAUACUUGAUUCUAAACUUGCUCCUUGUUAUCCUGGUGAUGAUGAUUGUAGUUGUGAUCUUGAAGAAUGCCCUAUUUGUUUCUUGUAUUAUCCAAGUCUAAAUAGAUCAAGAUGUUGCAUGAAAGGCAUUUGUACCGAGUGUUUCUUGCAAAUGAAGACACCCAAUUCUACGCGCCCAACACAAUGUCCAUUUUGUAAAACAUUGAACUACGCUGUGGAGUAUAGAGGCAUGAAGAGCAAGGAGGAAAAGGGGCAGGAACAAAUUGAAGAACAAAGGGUGAUAGAAGCCAAAAUAAGAAUGAGACAACAAGAAAUUCUGGAUGAAGAGGAACGAAUGCUAAAAAGGCAAGAUAUGAGUUCCUCAAGUAGGAUAAAUGAACCAAGUGAAGCUGAAUAUUUCUCCCAAGCAGCGACAACUUCUUCUGAAGGUGAGGAAAUCAUUUCUGCUCCACAUUCGGUUGGUGCAACAAUUAGAUAUCCUCAACGUUCUAGGGAGAACAGAGAAGACGAGUUUGACCUUGAUCCUGAAAAUAUAAUGCUCAUGGAAGCUAUCUGGUUGUCGUAUCAGGAGGAUAACAAGCAUCAACACCAUAAUUCCAACUAUGGCGAUGCUGCCCAGUUAGCAAAAUAUGCAACUGAAGUUCGUGUUUUAGCGUCUAUGGCUCCACAAGCCGAAUCAUCAGCCUCAACAUCAUCACCUUCUGGGGGUCUUGCAUGUGCCAUAGCCGCUCUGGCUGAACGGCAGCAAAAGGGAGGAGAAUCAUCAACCAAUUACAGCCACUACGGUGGGAAUAUGUCAACAUACAACGUGCAUCCAGACCAUAGCUCAACAGGGUUAUCACUUGAUAGCCAUCUGCAAAUAGAUCAUGAUGGUUCAGAUGAAUUGACUGAACCAGUCUAUGGGUAUGAUAAUUCAAGUGCAGUAGAUGAUAUAAGCAGGGGACAACGCGGUCAACAGGAUGAAAUGGAGAAUGGUUAUGGUGGGGGGAGUAUAGUUGUUCCCGAGAGCUUCGAAGAGCAGAUGAUGCUAGCCAUGGCAGUUUCGCUGGCAGAGGCUCGAGCUAGGACUAGUACACCAGAAGUUGCUUGGAUUUAGCUUGUGUGUUUUAAGGAGUGUUUGUGUUGGUAUACAGUAUGUAAAACAGAAAAGAUUAGUUUAGGUUUGUGGGUAGAGCUUUAAAUCAUGAAACCAUACAGAUAUAUGUAGCUCCCUCCCCCUUCUCCCUCAUAAGAUUUCAGUGUCUUGUAUCAUUUGUUGUUAGUGAGGGAAUUCAGAUUCAGGUUUGAAAAGUGAAGUCAGUGAUUGUCUUUGGCCAUA